GCUCCCACGCACAGGCCAGCCGGUGCUGGCAAGGGUCUCCGUCCCGGGGCACCGCGGCACCCUCUAGUCCGGAGUCUCCAAAGGUGCAGCCUCGUCGCCCAUGAGCCGGUGACGGCCCCCAGCCCCCGGGGGAUGGCGAGGCCCUCGAGCGACAGGUCCCAGGCCCCACAGCUGCUGGGCGGCCCGGCGGGAGGCGCGGCGCUGCACGGCCUGCGAAGCCUCUUGCAGGGGCCCGGGAAGACCAAGGAGCCGCCGGCCAGCUGUCUCCUGAAGGAGAGGGAGCGCAAGGCGGCGGCCAGUGGCAGUGAGGAAGUGGGCGGCCUUCUGGGGGUCUCGGGCCGGCCCCGCUCCGGCCCGGGCCCCGGCGCCCUGCUGGCCUCGCUGCUGUGGGAGCGGCCGCUGCCCUUCGGUGACGUGGACGACGUGGACCUGGACGCCUUCCUGUUGGAGCACGGGCUGCCGCCUAGCCCCCCGGACCCCGGGCCGCCGGCGCCCCGCGCAGCCACCGCCCCGUCCUGCUCGUCGGGCUCCUCGUCCCCGGCUCCAUCCGGCUCUUCCUCUCCCGUGCCCACGCCCACGCCAGCUUCUCCACGGCUGUCCCCGGGGGGACAGGUUCUGGGACUUAGGGCCCCAGGCGCAGGUGGCUCGGGCUCCCAGCGCGCAGGCCCGGCCUCUCGGGACACCCCCAGCCCGGUGGACCCUGAGUCUGUGGAGGUGCUGAUGACCUUUGACCCCGACCCAGCCGACCUGGCCCUGUCCAGCGUCCCAGGGCAGGACACUUUUGACCCCCGGAAGCACCGCUUCUCUGAGGAGGAGCUGAAGCCCCAGCCCAUCAUGAAGAAGGCUCCAAAGAUGCAGGUGCCCGAGGAGCAGAAGGAUGAGAAAUACUGGAGCCGUCGCUACAAGAACAAUGAGGCUGCCAAGCGCUCUCGGGACGCCCGGCGGCUGAAGGAGAACCAGAUCUCUGUACGGGCAGCCUUCCUGGAGAAGGAGAACGCCCUGCUCAGACAGGAGGUGGUAGCGGUUCGCCAGGAGCUCUCCCACUACCGGGCGGUGCUGUCCCGCUACCAGGCCCAGCACGGGGCCCUGUGAUGCUGUGGCUCCCCAGUGCCCCUGAACCCCCACACCCAGCCAGCCCUAUCCCCGGACACUGCCUCCUGGCCCUGACUGGCUGCCAGCCCCCGGGCUGGCCUCUCUGUCUCUGCCUCCACCCCCAGGACAUUCUCCUCUGGGGAGGGUCCUGGGCCCCUCAUCCCAACCUCUUUGCGUACUGGGACCAGCAGGCUCUUCCCAGGAACACUGCCAGCUGGACCUUGUGUGGCCCUGGGCAGGACUUUGGCCUCCUCCCUGGCCAGGCCCAGGUGAAGUACCCCAAGAUCAGAGGAUCCCACAGCAGCCCUGUUCUUGUCCCUUGAACUCUUCCCCCUGUCUGCCCACUGGUGUGGCCGUGGGCUCCUCAAGGGGCUAAGGCCCAGGGAACGGUAGGGCAAGGUGCUGAGAUGAUGAUAAAUCUAUAUAUAUACAUAUAUAUAUAUAUAUAUAUAUUUUUUAAGAAAAAGAAGUAUAGCCCCCUUCUCCUCCCAGCUGAGGGGGGAUGGGUGUCAGGGGGGGAACUGAGGGGUUGGGGGGGGGGGGGCCCUUCCCAUUUCUUUGCUCCCUGGCCCUCUCCAGUUGAAUAACUCCAAUAAACCAUGAGAAGCCAA
Messenger RNA from Vombatus ursinus (common wombat), 1703 nucleotides. RefSeq names its product D-box binding PAR bZIP transcription factor (gene DBP). The record is from RefSeq and is a predicted model, not a curated record. Gene Ontology annotation, cellular component: nucleus. Bases 133 to 1092 code for a protein of 319 amino acids. Gene Ontology annotation, molecular function: RNA polymerase II cis-regulatory region sequence-specific DNA binding; DNA-binding transcription factor activity, RNA polymerase II-specific. Gene Ontology annotation, biological process: regulation of transcription by RNA polymerase II. The transcript has 4 exons. Lineage: Eukaryota; Metazoa; Chordata; Mammalia; Diprotodontia; Vombatidae.